UUAACCAGCCAGCGAAGUGGCCAUCUACUUCGAGGUGCGGGCACGGGCGGUUCGGUUCGCGUGGGUCAGCCUAGCGCCCGAUCGCCGCCAUUCGCAUAACAGCGCUUGCGCGUGCCGCCGCCGCCGCCCUCCCCGCAGCCUGCCGAGAGGGUUCCGUUGCCGACUUCCGAGGCGAUUGUCCGCGCCGCACCUGCCUUCCGCUUCGGCCGCCGCGGCGCGCGCCUCUUGAGGCGAGGCCGGCGGAGCCUGCACGGACCCUCACCCCCGCCCCCCCCUCCAAGGAUCCAAAGGACUAUACAAUUUGCACCCGUACAUGAGUCGAAUUUUAACUUCAAUUUGACAUAUGUACUGAAAGUCUGAAAGCAGCAGCUGUACUCUGCCCGUGCACAGAGCUCCUGUCUUGAAUCCAUCAUAUCAGAGGCAAAAUGGUGGUGUUGAUCUUAUAAUGCUUGUCACUUGUACAACUAAUAAAAGAGAAAUUCCAAUGGAUGCUGCUGCAGUUGAACUAGAGAUUCAGAGGCUAAUGGACAUCCAUAUAUUUGACACCGAUGCGGAUUGUGGGAGUAACACCUGUGAGAGGGACAACAAUGGUGCUGAUUAUUCAAAAGAGUCAAAUGAGCUUGUCAAUGAAAGAAAGUCGGUUAUUGGUGAGGGGAAAUUACAUCAGCUCCUUGCAGAGCAUACCACUCUUUCAGAAUCAUUUAUUUUUGCAGCAACCUGUCCAGGGUUUGACGAAGAUAAACUUGCCCCGUUACUUAGUUCUUUGAAAGAUGUUUGGACCCACCCACAGUGGAAAGCUUGCCUAGAGCUGCUAUGCUGUGACAAUAUGUUUAGGAAGGCUGUCCUGAAAAUUGUAAAAUUCUUUGAGCAGGAGCUCAAAAAAUGCAGGGAAGGGUACUUGCAUGAAAAAGGCCAAAUAAGCUACUCGACUUUGAUUACGCUUGUUCCCUUGGUCAUUCCUCCACUCCUAAAGCUACUUCGAUUUGUUCAUGCACUGUGGACGGAUGAAGCUGAGUUUUUUUUGCGAAAAGAACUUAGAGAAGCUAAAAGGAUGAAUAGCUGUGAGCAGGAUUUUAGCAAUCUGGGAGCAGAAUUGAAAUGUCGAGAAGAGAAUGAAUUAGGCAAAUGGCUACAGCAAAUUCGAGAGAGUGGGUACAACUUCUUAGGUUUAUGUGCAUGCAUUGAUGGGGCAUUCUCUGAGCUGUUAGACAGUUCAUCAAUUAGUGCUGCUAUUAUGGAAAAUGUGAGAUCAAUGGAAUUCUGGCAUUUGACCAGACUAAUCGAUCUUAUCAUUAUUCCUUUUGUCAAGCAUUGCCCUCGUAAGCUACGGGAAGAAUGGAUGUUUAAGUUCUUCGUGCCCUUACUUGACUACUGUGAAGACAAGCUUCGCUACUCAUGGUUAAAUCUUCUUUAUAGUGGCCAGGCUGAUGUUCCAUGUUGCCUUGGUUACCUUUGUGAAUCUGAAGAAACAAUAGAGCACAUGGAAAAUUACCUGCUGCUUGAUUUGACUCGCAAAUUCUCCAAGUUGCUUGGGUCCUUGUGUUCUUCAGAACUGAAUGGUAGUCUUUUUCAUGUGAAUCUUAAUCCCAUGCAUGACAUGAUUGCCACUUCUGGCGAGUUGAAGUGCACACUGUCAAGCUCUAUUGUUGGGUAUAUCUUGCUUAAUGAUUGUUUUAAAACUUUAAGCAUGAACCUUUUUGGAUGGUGGGUGGAUGACGAAGCAACAAUAAAUGCUGUUCCCUUUUGUAAUGCUUUGGUCCAAGUUGCAGUCGCUACAAACAAUAAAAAGCUCAGACGGUUUGUUGAAGAUGAUAUGCUUCCUGCUCUAAUUCGGCGUCUAUGUGAUGGUCUUCCAUGUAUGGUUCAACGUACCAUCUCAAAGUUAUCUAACCAGAUGAUUCCUCCGAUUCAAAAGGCCAACAAGGAUCUUUUGAUUCUGUGCCAAAACAUAUAUACACUUUGUGUACGAAGUCAGGAUUUGGAAGGUGAAGAUCAGGACUAUGGUAAUGGAGCAUACCAGUUUGAUGACUGGUUUGCAAAGCAAAAGAACGAUCUUAUGGUUAAGGCCUAUUCUCCUAUUCCAGAGAACUUUCCAGAUGAAUUGUGGAAUUGGGAGUUUGAAGAAGAAUUUCAAAGGUACCUUCCUACCUAUAUUGAUCUGCUGCACGAAGUCGAUGCAAUGGAUUACUGCCUGGAGGAUGAUUGUUUUGAACGUGUUAGAAUUUUUGAGAAACUGAGCCCGGAAUUUAAAAUCAGGCAUGCCAUCAACAACUGUAUGGAUCGUAAUAUUUUUUUGAUAUCUAAUAUUUUACAGCGGAAAAUGCCGGCAGCAUAUCUUGAACAACGCGUUGAUCAAAUGAUCAAAUGGCUUUGUAAACUAAUUGAUUUGAAACCUUACAUUCAGAUCUCUGAUAGCUGGAGAAGUGUUAUGGAUCACCUAAGGAAAAACUUCGUCAUAAAUCUAAAUCAUUUUGGAUUGGACAUGGAAGAUGCAGUUGCUAUGUUUUUCAAUUCAAUAUUACUUUUCUGGGAACCUCAGUUUCACCCUUUAAUACGAGAGGAUCAGAAGGAAACGCUUAUGAGGAUAGCUCGUCAGUUGGUUUUAGCAGAAAACAACAAAUGCUACAGGCCACUUGACUUGGAUCCACAAGAUAUCAUGGAUCAUUUGCAGCCUUAUGUGUGUUCUUACAUCUAUAGAAAGAAGGAAGAAGCCGGGUAUUUUACUGCGAAAGAACAAGUCAGGAUGCAUGAAGAAUUUGACAAAUAUUUGGCUUCAGGCAAAUUGGAUGAUGAUAUCACUGAAUUUGGUCCUUUACAGGAUGGCAUCGCUAAGAAAAUAUUUGAUAAACACAUUGCGAAGAGUCAGUUUGCUGGGUUGAACAUGGAGCUCAUUAAAGAUUCUUUGAAGGAAAGAGCUCUGAUUGUGAAGAGGCACCGUCAAAUAGACACUUAUUCUGAAUGUUUGAGACGCACCCUAACAAAUGAGAAGAUGAAAGUUUGUCUUGAAGAAUUAAUGAAAGAGCUCAAGCAUGAAGGUUUCUUCAAUGUCAGUAACAGUAAUAUGAUUUGGGAGGACAAUUUUCUAGAACUUGUAGGGAGGUUUGAAAAUUUAGUUUUUAGAGGACAUGGCUUUCCCAAAUCUCUUGUGGUUCAAGGAAUUAUGGAUUAUUGGGAAAUCUCACAACGGAGUGGCUUAGCUUGGCAAGAUUCUUUUGAAGAGGUUGUUGGAGUAGCAGCUGGCAGAUGGAAAAGUGAUCUUGAGCUGCUUUGGAUGGAUAUGAGAUACUAUGAGGGCUUAUAUUAUGAUUUACUGAGACAUCCUUUAGAAAAGAUCUUCCCACGAAAGGCUGAGGCUCAAAAAGAUCUUCGUGCAGUAGGCUGAAGCUCCAAAACUGAUGUAGCUGAGCAUUAUCUGUUAGAACAAAGUAUGACCACAGUUGCUAGCUCACAUUUUUCUGGUGGCACCGGUUUUUGUAAUUUUGUGAAAGCUUCUAAUGCUAGGCUCCAUUUUGCUAAAUGCCAUUUCAUCUACAUCUUACAAACCGAGUUUGUGAAAAUCUUUCUAUAUGUAAUCCAUUGUUUAUGGUCCCAAAAUUCUGUAGUCUCAUCUAGUCUAA
This is a messenger RNA of Setaria italica (foxtail millet), 3617 nucleotides long. RefSeq lists its product as uncharacterized. The record is from RefSeq and is a predicted model, not a curated record. Gene Ontology annotation, biological process: ribosomal small subunit export from nucleus; ribosomal large subunit export from nucleus; protein export from nucleus. The coding region runs from base 446 to 3382 and encodes 978 amino acids. The transcript has 25 exons. NCBI's taxonomy places the organism in Eukaryota, Viridiplantae, Streptophyta, Magnoliopsida, Poales, Poaceae. Gene Ontology annotation, molecular function: nuclear export signal receptor activity. Gene Ontology annotation, cellular component: cytoplasm; nucleus.